Canis lupus familiaris (dog) is the source of this 1323-nucleotide messenger RNA. RefSeq names its product THAP domain containing 7 (gene THAP7). Gene Ontology annotation, cellular component: nucleus. The record is from RefSeq and is a predicted model, not a curated record. The transcript is spliced from 4 exons. Gene Ontology annotation, biological process: regulation of DNA-templated transcription. Lineage: Eukaryota; Metazoa; Chordata; Mammalia; Carnivora; Canidae. The coding region runs from base 157 to 1194 and encodes 345 amino acids.
GGAGUCAGGAGAACGGGCUGGGACGGGGCUCGGGCAAGAUCGGGCCGGGGGAGAUCCGGCAGGCCUGGGCCGCCUGGCGCGGAGCGGCGGCUGGGGGCGCGAGGCCCCUCUGGGCCUGGACAGCCGCCCACGACCAAGCUCCCGCCUCUUUCCCAGAUGCCGCGUCACUGCUCCGCCGCCGGCUGCUGCACACGGGACACGCGCGAGACGCGCAACCGCGGCAUCUCUUUCCACAGGUCAGCGCGCGUGCGCAUGCGCCCGUUUUACCCUCUUCGCGGAGCCACGAUUGCGCACGCGCCUUCCUCUGUUUGGCGCGAGGCUUGUAUUUGUAGACUUCCCAAGAAGGACAACCCGAGGCGAGGCUUGUGGCUGGCCAACUGCCAGCGGCUGGACCCUAGCGGCCAGGGCCUGUGGGACCCGGCUUCCGAGUACAUCUACUUCUGCUCCAAACACUUCGAGGAGAACUGCUUUGAGCUGGUGGGCAUCAGUGGGUAUCACAGGCUGAAGGAGGGGGCGGUUCCCACGAUAUUUGAGUCUUUCUCCAAGCUACGCCGGACGACCAAGACCAAGGGACACAGUUACCCACCUGGCCCCCCCGACAUCAGCCGGCUCCGGCGAUGCAGGAAGCGAUGCUCUGACAGCCGGGGGCCCACGACUCCAUUUUCUCCACCUCCACCUGCUGAUGUCACUUGCUUUCCUGUGGAAGAGGCAUCAGCCCCUGCUGCUUUGCCUGCCUCCCCCACUGGGAGGUUGGAGGCUGGCCUCAGCAGCCCCUUCUCAGACCUCCUGGGGCCCCUGGGUGCCCAGGCAGAUGAAGCAGGCUGCAGCGCCCAGCCCUCACCGGAGCGGGAGCCAGAGAGACAGCCGUCCCCCCUUGAGCCACGCCCCGUGUCACCCUCAGCCUAUAUGCUACGCCUCCCACCCCCAGCGGGCGCCUACAUCCAGAAUGAGCACAGCUACCAGGUGGGCAGCGCCCUGCUCUGGAAGCGGCGGGCUGAGGCCGCACUUGAUGCUCUGGACAAGGCCCAGCGCCAGCUGCAGGCCUGCAAGCGGCGAGAGCAGCGCCUGCGGCUCCGGCUAAGCAAGCUGCAGCAGGAACGGGCACGGGAGAAGCGGGCGCAGGCUGAUGCCCGCCAGACUCUGAAGGAGCACGUGCAGGACUUUGCCAUGCAGCUGAGCAGCAGCAUGGCGUGAGUGAAGGGCUGCUGGCCCCGGAGCUUCGGGCUCUUCCUCCCUCAGAAUCCACCUGGAAAGGGACCCGGUCUGAGCUGUGUCCACCAGACCUGCCAGAUGCCAUAAUAAAGUGGAUUCUAGGAGGCCCUA